CGUUGUCCUAAUUAUCUUCAAAUAGGAACGAAAUUCUCAAGGCCAAGAAAAAGACGACAGUGGGAGCAUUAAAGAAGGGACCUAUUGAUCAGACAGCGGACGAUGUGGAUUCGGAAUCAGAAUCAUUGGACUCUGCCGACAGCGACAUGGACAUGGACAUGGGCAUCGAUAUGGACGAUAGCGACGAACUUAUGUCGGACGAAGAGCUAGAGAUGGCGGAGGGCCACUAUGAGAGCGUAGGCGAUGACGACAGCGACGAAGAUGAGGAGCAAAGGAUAGAGGAUUCAGAUGAAGAGCAGGAUUACGAGCAGACACUUCGCAGGCCCGAGGGUUGGUCAGAGAAGGGUAGCACACGGUUGCCCAUUAAGUUGGCAGACGGUCGCAUUAAGGAGGUUAAGGAUGACCGUGUACGACCCAGUGAGCUGAAGAAGAUGGAAGAAGAGGAAGAUAAUGAUGAGGUUGUAGACAGCGAUUUUGCAGAGGAAGAGUUGGAAGAGGCAGGAGAAGAGGAGCAGGAGAUUGAGGAUGUGCAGCCUGAGAAGAAACUGUCCAAGAAGGUGCUGUUGGCUCAAAAGAAGGAGGAGAUGGCGACAAUGGCUCAGGCUAUUAUCGCAGAACCUGAAGCCAACGUUGGUCAGCUGAGGAAGCUGAGGGCUAUGGCUCAGGAUCCCAGCGACGUGAUCAAAAAGUUGGCGAUGUUGACACAACUGGCAGUUUACAAGGAUAUCUUGCCCGGAUACAGAAUUCGACCCCUCACAGAGAAGGAGCAGAGCGUUACUGUAUCCAAAGAGGUGGCCAAGCUGCGCGAUUAUGAACAAUCACUUCUUCAAAACUACCAGAACUAUCUGCAGAGUCUCGAGAAGGUGCUAGCACAGGAUCGGCCAGGAAAGGAGGAAGAAGAGGCGGAAUUGGGAUCAAAAUCAGCAGCGGUAUCUUUGACUGCACCAGCUCCAACUGUUGGAUCGUUGGCAGAGGGCGAAGCUACCAAGAGGGCCAAGGCAGAUUUGGCGACGGUUGCGAUUCACUGCAUGUGCAACCUCUUGACGAGUGUUACGCACUUCAACUUCCGACUGAAUCUGAUGACAGCCUUGAUCGCCAGGAUGAGCCGUCGUCAUUGGAGCGAGCUCUCGGAGACGUGCAGCAAGGCAUUGAAGGAAGUAUUCACAGAAGACGAGUCAGGAGAGGCGUCUUUGGAUGCUAUCAAGCUGAUUACAAAAAUGAUCAAGUCCAAAUCGUAUCUGAUCCAUCCCAAUGUGAUCAAUGUGUUCUUAACACUGAGACUCAAGGAGGAGCUACCGACACGACAGGGUGGCGAUGAGGGUGCAAACCCCAAAAAAAGGAAAAAGAAGGAGAAAAUCCAUAUCAGCAAAAAGAAUCGCAAGCUGCUUAAAACCAAGAAGGAGGUUGAGGUCGAGAUGAAGGAGGCAGAGGCAGUCGUCGAUAAGGAAGAAAAGAUGCGGAUGCAGACCGAGACUCUGAAGCUCGUCUUUGUUACGUACUUCCGUAUCCUUAAGCACGCCCCAGGAUCAACUCUUUUGCCAGCGGUACUGGAGGGUCUUGCCAAGUUCGCUCAUUUGAUCAACGUUGACUUUUUCACGGACUUGCUCGAGGUUCUGAAGAAGAUCAUGGUCGGUGGCACCGAUGCACAUAAUUUUGAUCCCUACACUCCCGCCAACCGCCGCACACAGCUCCUAUGCAUCGUCACGGCUUUCCAUCUGCUGCAAGGGCAAGGAGAGGCUUUGAAUAUCGAUCUGAAGGCGUUCUAUGUUCAAUUUUAUACCACUCUACUGACCGUGGCAAUGAAUUCCGACAUCGAAGGCGAUAUUUUCGAGGCCGCAGAGUCAUCCGCCAAGGAAAAGGAGAAACAGAAGCAGGCAGCCAAGGCUCAGUGGAAGGGCAAGAGCAGCAAGAAGGCAAUUGAGGACGAAGCGCUGGUGGUUCUGGACACUGACCGGGAGCUGAUUCUGAAGGGAUUCGAGCUGCUGUUCUUCUCGACUAAGGGCAAAAUACCUGUGAUCCGAUCUGCGUCGUUCCUAAAGCGGAUUGCGAUCGCGUCGCUGCAUUUCCCGAACAAGUCGAUGAAAGACUUUUUGACGAUCAUGAAGAAGUUGAUCCAGAAGCAGCCGCAGUUGGACCAAUUGCUCACAGGAUCAGACGAGGACCGGGCAGGUAACGGUGUGUACUUACCAGCACUGAAUGAUCCAGAGCUGUGCAACCCAAUGGCAGCCAGUCUAUGGGAGUUUGAGCUUAUGAAGUCCCACUUUGAUCCCAAGGUGCGGCAGAUGGCUCGCGAGCUGGCAGUCUUUACACCAAGCGCAGGACAGCGCACACACGAUCGCACCAUCAACAAGUAGAGCUUUAUUCCAUAUUCAUAAACCUGCAUUUAUUAUAGUAACUCAUAAAUUUUUUUUCCGGAAACUAUCAAUUGCCAACUAGACCAAUCAAAUGCUGUUAUUGUUCACUGGCACAAAAACUGUUCUCCACUUCUUUUUUGUCAAGUCCACUCCAUCACACGAGCACACACCUCUCAAACUCAUCCGGACGAUGGCUUCACAGUAUCCCCGAU
This is a messenger RNA of Gamsiella multidivaricata, 2566 nucleotides long. Its product is annotated as nucleolar complex-associated protein-domain-containing protein. Gene Ontology annotation, biological process: DNA replication initiation. The coding region runs from base 147 to 2354 and encodes 735 amino acids. Gene Ontology annotation, molecular function: chromatin binding. Gene Ontology annotation, cellular component: nucleolus. The transcript has 4 exons. The record is from RefSeq and is a predicted model, not a curated record. Lineage: Eukaryota; Fungi; Mortierellomycota; Mortierellomycetes; Mortierellales; Mortierellaceae.